AUGAAAAUUCUCGAUUUUAAACAAAAUCCAUUUAAAAUGAAAAUAAAUCCCAUGACGGGAGAUACCAGGACCGGAGCAAGUGCAGCCGCUGCCACAGCAGCCGCCAAUGGUGUUGCUGGCGGCGCUGGUGGUGGCAGAAGUUGUUUUCGGGCACGCUUUGUGUUUCGAUGGAAGACUUGGGCCGAACUUGCUGAUGUCUUACGCAAACGACGCAAUCGUCCCGAUGCCUCCGAUGAAGAUUUGGGCUUGCCACGCAGUCCAGCCUCGCCACAGCGACGUGUUGUGGCCAAAACUGGCGGCGGCAAUAGCAACAAUGGAAUUGGUGGCGGUAUUGGAGGUGGCGGCAUGGCCUCGUCUUCAUCGUUGCGCACCCACCACAAACAAUCAUCAAUGGAGAAACAAAGUGAAAAUUCUUCCUUGAGCCUGUUGAGCAUGAAUAGCAGUGUUGAGGGUGAAGAAAUGAUGGUCACCUCCACAGCCAACAAUUCAACAUCAUCAACAACAGAAAUCGUACAAGAACGUUCAAGAUAUUCACGAUCAUCGACAAUGUCGAGCAUUUCAAUGUCAUCGGAUAUUUUGCGGCAUCGUGAAAGUUCCUCACUGUUAAGUGGUGGAGAUGAAGUGGAUUUAUUUUCUUCCGACUGGCAACGUCUGUCACAUUCGGCUGCCAAGCAUAAAAUGGCAAUUCGACCGGCUAAGAAGAAGGGUGGCCCUAGCCGUCAGCAUAGAAGGACAUUGGAGACUUCCAUACCCGAGGCCAAUGAGGAGCUAUCGAAAUUGACCAACAAAAAGUUAUUGGAUAUUAAAGAUUUGGAUAACAAAGCCAAGACACGUUCUCUCCCACCGGGUGUUAAUCCUGCCAAAAUUAUGGAAGAACAACAACUACACACUGCCUAUAAGGAAUCAACAACAACAACCAAAUCCUCAGCUAUGGCAACAACAAAAACUAAAACGACCACGAGUUCGAGCUCAACGAAUAAUCUAUUCGGUUUUCGUUCAUUGUCUUCGAAGGCCUCGUCAUUGUUUGAAGGCAAAGAAACUGCUUCCACGACCACCACCUCCUCCUCUUCCACCUCUGCUGUGGCUUCUUCGGAAUCUGGCUUCUUGAGACGUUUAAUGCAUCGCAAUUCGAAACGUUCCAUUGCCAAGGCAAAUGCUGGUGAUGAUGUGGAGCAGGUGGAUGCGGCCAGCAAACCUAAUGAACCAAAGAAAUUACAAAUUGGAAAUUCCAAUCAUACGGAAGCCAAGGCCUCUAACGCAUAUACAUCCUCCUCCUCGUCAUCCUCCUCCUUUGUCCAGGAUGUAACCCAAAGUGAAUUCUCCUAUAUCAGUUCACCGGUCAAGAUCAGCAAAGUGGAAGAGCAUAGCCGCGAGCAGAAAAAAUUGGAGACCAUAAGUGACAGCAGGACUGCAAACUUUAGUCCCAUUUCAAGUAGUCAGCAUCAUGAAACCAUUAAGGAAGAAAAAAUAGUGGAGGAAGUGGUGAAUGUCAAACCCAAAACUGGACCAGCCUCUCGGCAACGUUACAUGCCCCAAAAUAUUAGCAAUGAAAAUCUAAAGGCCUCUGAACAAAUGGGUUCACGUGAAUCGAUUCUAAGUAAAUCCUCCGCCAAUGAGGUGUUCCAAUCCACCUCCAUUAUUCGGGAGAUUACCAAGCAGCAGCAACAGCAGCAGGCGAGUCCCAUGGUUAUUUCUCCCUCUAAGGCCGAUCAUCAUUUCGAAAAGAAACCCAAAAUUGUAGGCCUUUCGGCUUUCCAACAAAAAAUAUCCAAAUCGAAUGAGUCCUUUGGUCGUAAUUCGAAUGUGUCCAGUACCACCUCGUUAAAUCAACAAAAUAAGCUCUGUGCCCCCGUGCGGGCCCAAAUCUAUGAGCAGAAAUCACGCAAAUCUGUGGAAAAAUCCAAAAGUUUCCGGGCCUAUGGUGAGGAAAAGCCCAGCAUUACCCCAGUCCAUAAUAAUAUGCCCAGUCUACCGGAUUUGAGUUUGAAUUUGAGGGUACCCUAUUACAAGGAGUUCGAAUCGCGUGAAAGCAAACAAGAGGAGUCAUAUUUUGAAAAGGUCUCCAAAGUCUCGGUGACCUCACCCUCCACAACCUCUACGACCUCAAGUCGCCACAUCCAAGAGGCGGAGAAUAACAUCGAUAUGAUGGUCACCUCGCCCUUCAUAAGUGUUAUACGCAAAUCCGCCAAUUUCUGUGAGCAGUCGGAAAAAAUGGAAAUCGUCAAACCGGUCCGACCCUCCGUUUUGGCCUUGAAAAAGGAGAAAUCCCUGAGUGAGGAUAAUGUCCUGAAUUCCCCCAGUACGGCCAAUGUUACGCUAAGGGAAAAGGUUUUGCCUAAACAAAAUCUGAAUUUCACCACAAGUUCCAGCAGUGGUCAAUUGGAUCAGGAAAGGAAAUCGGCUCCAAAUCCUUCGGUUAGCAAACCAGCCAAUGGUUUUAGAAGUAACUCUACUAGGCGUUCCUCAAGUGUGGUGGCGGAUUCCACAGAAAAUCAAAAAUCCUCUGUACCGGAAUUUAUGAAAAUCCAAUUGAAUCGUGUGGAUCCUAUGCGUACCUCCAAGACCCAUGUGGUGUUGGCGAAAAAUGUCAAGGAGACUACAAGUCAAGGGGUGUCAAGGGAAUCCACUCCCGAUAAGGAAGAUGAUUUCCGCCGUUUGAGUUCGGAAAGUGUGGAUAUCAAUGAACGUUCCUCUCCAGAAAUGGAGAAACGUUUCCCCUUGGUCUAUCAUGAGGCCAUUAAUAAACAAGCCAAAUUACAGUUGGGUCUGCCACCCAAGAGUCCCAUCAAGAAGACGACCACCCCCUGUGGCAUGGCCAUAUCAAAUGUUCUCAUCAACAAUUCCCCAAGUGUGAAUUUCCCCGCAACACCCACCACACCACCCACCCCUACCAUUAAUGAAAAGGAUUGCAAGGCCGAUAUGGAGUCCCAAUUCAAAAUGCCUGAGAUCAAAUCUCCGGAAACCAAUACAAAUUCCCUUUCGCUGCAGGAACGUCGACGUCUCUUCAUGUCGGAGGAGAAAACAAAGUUGGAAAAGAAAGUCGAAGAAUUGAAAUAUGAAAGAAAGCGUUCCAUCAAUGAGGAGUUGGCCCGCAAAACUGUGAUUAAAUCCGAAUCCAUGGAGGAAAGGGAGACCACCACCUCCUGCUCUCCCACCUCCAUGGAAAAUGGGGUGAUUUUGCGUAAGAAAUCCUUUGCCUCCUCCGCAUCACAUCUUUCGUUGAAUGGUGGCAGUUCGUUGAGUAGCAGCAACAACAACAGCUGUUCAAAUUUGAGCCACAAGUCCACAGAUCCCACACCGGAACUGAUGAAGGUCUUUGCUAGGAGGUCGCUGAAAAUUAAGGAUGAAGAUUUGGAUAAAAUGUUGAAUAAUGGCAGUAAUACACCUCCCACCUCCCUUUCUAAUAAGAAAUUUUCAUUGGGUAGCAAUAACACCUCGGCCUGUUCCACCUCCUCCAGCAACAACAACAACAAUCCCAGUGUGGACAGUGAUAAGGAAAAUCAAUCCGCCAGUGAAGAGAAAUUGGAUAAGUUGAGUAAAUUGGAACCCGAGUCGAAAAUCUCCUCCAAUAACACCUCCACAGUGAUUAACAAUCAAAGGAAUUCCUUGGCGGAUUUCAGGCAAAACUCACACAAAAUAUCGUCUUCAGGUUUGAGCCUGAACAACAAUCAUCAGCCACAGCAGCAGAUCACCUCACCCAGUAUUGUAAAUCAAAAUCAACAGAACAACAACAACAGCAAGAACUUUUUACCACCCAUUAAAAUUGCUGGGUUUAGGCAUGUCUCCAUGCCAAACAGCAAUAACAACAACAGUAUCUCCUCCCCCGGCAAAUCCACAACCCUGGAAAGGCCCAGCACGAAACUCAAUGAAACGAAAACCGAAUCGACGACGACGAAUGGUUGCAGCAACAGCAGCACCACAACUUAUCCUCUCAUCAGUAAGACCAUCGAACGAUCAGCCACAGUGGGAGAAUUUAAGGGCAUACAUCAGCGUCGGGCCGAAUGGGAGCAAAGAGCCAAGGAGGCUUUAAAAUAGAUUU
Messenger RNA from Musca vetustissima, 4039 nucleotides. RefSeq names its product serine-rich adhesin for platelets-like. Lineage: Eukaryota; Metazoa; Arthropoda; Insecta; Diptera; Muscidae. The transcript has 7 exons. The record is from RefSeq and is a predicted model, not a curated record. Bases 1 to 4035 code for a protein of 1344 amino acids.